Candoia aspera is the source of this 5098-nucleotide messenger RNA. It is a transcript of the gene PRP4K, whose product is annotated as pre-mRNA processing factor kinase PRP4K. The record is from RefSeq and is a predicted model, not a curated record. Bases 26 to 3118 code for a protein of 1030 amino acids. Gene Ontology annotation, biological process: peptidyl-threonine phosphorylation; mRNA cis splicing, via spliceosome; peptidyl-serine phosphorylation. The transcript is spliced from 17 exons. Gene Ontology annotation, molecular function: protein serine/threonine kinase activity; ATP binding. Lineage: Eukaryota; Metazoa; Chordata; Lepidosauria; Squamata; Candoiidae.
CCUCAUUUUUGUGUUUCUAGUGCGCAUGCGCUACACUCCAACCCCCUCACCACCCCUCCGCUGUGGCGGCGAAGAAGGAGUUUGGGAGUUCAAAAUGGCUGCGGCGACGGUGGUGGAGUUGGGGAUGCGGGGGCGCGGAAUUGAAGAAGCUGAUAUUUCUGAGCGAAGUGCAAAUGAAGAAAAUGGGGAUAUAUCAGAAGGAGACCAACCACAAAUUAAACAUAGCCGGCAUAAAAAAAAGAAACACAAACAUCGAGGCAAACAUAAGAAACAUAAACAUUCUUCAGAAGAAGAUAAGGACAAAAAGCAUAAACAUAGGCACAAACAUAAGAAACAUAAACGAAAGGAGGUUGCUGAUAUCUCGGAUAAGGAAGAUGGGCCAGCAAAAAGAACUAAAAUUGACUUCUUAGCUCCUCUAGAAGAUUUAGAGAAACAAAGAGCAUUAUUAAAAGCUGAGCUUGAAAAUGAGCUAAUGGAAGGAAAGGUUCAAUCUGGGAUGGGAUUAAUAUUGCAAGGAUAUGAGUCAGGUUCGGAAGAAGAGGGAGAAAUCAAUGAUAAGGUGAGAAAUGGAACUAGAUCUGCAACUAAAUCAUCAAAUGUUAAGGGAAAGCUUGAGAUUGUAGACAAUAAAACUAGUUCAAAGAAACGCAGUAAGAGCAGAUCAAAAGAACGGACUCGACAUAGGUCUGAUAAAAAGAAAAGCAAGUCAGGAGUUGAUGGAAUAAAAGAGAAAGCUACUAGAAGUAAAUCAAAAGAAAGAAAAAAAUCUAAAAGCCCAUCCAAAAGAACAAAGUCUCAAGAUCAAAUAGGAAAGUCAAAAUCUCCAACCCUUAAAAGGCGCUCUCAAGAAAAAAAUAGGAAGUCAAGGUCUCCUCCUGAAGAUAAGACUAAAGCAGAAGAUAAGAUCAAAUCAAGAGAUCGUAAAAAAUCUCCAGUAAUUAAUGAAAAUAAAAUUAGGGAUCGUAGCAAAAAAUCCAGAUCUCCAAUAGAACGAAGAAGCAAAUCCAAAGAUAGACAAUCAAGAUCAAAAGAUCGAAAAUCUAGAAGAUCCGAGACUGAAAAAGAAAAGAAGCUUACCAAAUCUCCUUCAAAAGAUGUGUCAUCAGGUAAAGAAAACAGGUCUCCUAGUAAAAGACCUGGUCGUAGCCCUAAAGGACGAAGUUUAUCUCCAAAACCACGAGAUAAGCUAAGACGCAGCAGAUCACCCCUCCUUAAUGAUCGCAGAUCUAAACAGAGUAAAUCACCAUCUCGAAAUCGGUCUCCUGGUAGGAGGGCAAAGAGCAGAUCAGCGGAGAGAAAAAGAAGAGAAUCGGAAAGGAGACGCUUUUCUUCUCCCAGAACGCGAACGAGAGAUGAUAUCCUCUCUAGACGGGAGCGAUCAAAAGAUGCUAGUCCACCUAGAUGGUCUCCUUCCAGAAGAAGAUCCAGGUCUCCCAUUCGACGAAGAUCUCGCUCUCCCCUUCGACGUAGCAGGUCUCCAAGAAGGAGAAGUAGAUCUCCCCGGAGGAGAGAUAGGGGUAGGCGCAGUAGAUCUCGUUUGAGAAGACGAUCCAGAUCACGAGGUGGCCGUAGACGGCGGAGCAGGAGCAAAAUAGAAGAUAAAUUUAAAGGAAGCCUUUCAGAAGGGAUGAAGAUUGAGCAAGAAUCCUCAUCUGAUGAAAACCUUGAAGACUUUGAUGUUGAAGAAGAAGAUGAGGAAGCUCUAAUAGAGCAAAGAAGAUUACAGAGGCAAGCAAUUGUGCAGAAAUAUAAGUACCUAACCGAGGAUAGUAACAUGUCUGUGCCAUCUGAACCAAGCAGCCCUCAAAGCAGCACUCGCAGUCGUUCAAACUCACCAGAUGACAUUCUUGAACGGGUAGCAGCUGAUGUUAAAGAGUAUGAACGAGAAAAUGUGGACACUUUUGAAGCCUCAGUGAAGGCAAAGCACAACCUCAUGGCAGUUGAACAAAAUAAUGGUUCAUCUCAGAAGAAAAUCACAGCUCCUGAUAUGUUUACAGAAUCAGAUGAUAUGUUUGCUGCAUAUUUUGACAGUGCACGUCUUAGAGCUGCUGGCUUUGGAAAAGACUUCAAAGAAAAUCCAAAUCUCAGGGACAACUGGACAGAUGCUGAAGGAUAUUAUCGUGUAAACAUAGGUGAAGUUCUAGAUAAACGUUACAAUGUGUAUGGUUACACUGGCCAAGGAGUUUUCAGUAAUGUGGUUAGAGCCAGAGAUAUGGCAAGAGCAAACCAAGAAGUGGCUGUGAAGAUCAUUAGAAACAAUGAACUUAUGCAAAAAACUGGUUUAAAAGAACUGGAAUUCUUGAAAAAGCUCAAUGAUGCAGACCCUGAUGACAAAUUUCAUUGUCUACGUUUGUUCCGACAUUUCUAUCAUAAGCAGCACCUCUGUCUAGUAUUUGAACCACUCAGUAUGAAUUUACGAGAGGUACUGAAGAAAUAUGGAAAAGAUGUUGGUCUCCAUAUAAAGGCUGUGCGAUCCUACAGUCAGCAGUUAUUCCUGGCAUUGAAACUUCUGAAAAGAUGCAACAUUUUGCAUGCUGAUAUCAAACCAGACAAUAUUUUGGUGAAUGAAUCAAAAACCAUUUUAAAACUUUGUGACUUUGGAUCAGCUUCACAUGUUGCUGACAAUGAUAUCACACCAUAUCUUGUUAGUCGAUUUUACCGUGCUCCUGAGAUUAUUAUAGGCAAAAUCUAUGACUACGGUAUAGAUAUGUGGUCUGUAGGCUGUACAUUGUAUGAACUUUACACAGGAAAAAUAUUAUUUCCUGGGAAAACCAAUAAUCAUAUGUUGAAACUUGCUAUGGACCUCAAAGGAAAGAUGCCAAACAAGAUGAUCCGAAAAGGUGCGUUCAAAGACCAGCACUUCGAUCAAAACCUCAACUUUAUGUACAUAGAGGUAGAUAAAGUAACAGAAAGGGAAAAGGUGACUGUGAUGAGCACCAUUAAUCCAACAAAGGACCUGCUUGCAGAUUUAAUUGGGUGCCAGCGUCUCCCUGAAGAUCAGCGCAAAAAGGUUCACCAAUUGAAGGACUUGUUGGACCAGAUCCUCAUGUUAGACCCAGCUAAACGGAUUAGUAUCAACCAGGCGCUGCAGCAUGCCUUCAUCCAGGAGAAAAUUUAAAUCCAGCGAAGAUGUUCAAAGGGUUUGAAUAGUUAAUAUACAAAGACUGAUGAAGUUUCACUGCAAUUUAUAAAUGUACAUAUAACAUAUAAAUAAUUCCCCUGCAAAAUUGAGGAAGAAUGAUAUAUUUCAAUUAACCCGAAGGUGGAUUAUUUCUUUUAGAAAUGUUAGAGUAAAUCUGUUUGUCUCUUAUGUGAAGAUUUUUUCACUGUAGAAUUGUUUUAAUUGCCAAGACUGCACAGGAGUACAGUGCUAAAAUAUAUGGUUGCAGUUCCUCUAUAUGAUACAUACACACAUAUGCACACACGGACUGUAUAUAAAAAAAAAAUGUUAGGAAAUUUCAGUAAGACUGGGUGGUUAAUUUUGGUUUUUAGCAAAUUUGGCUUCAUUUUUGUCUCUGAAAAAUGGCCAGCAUAAAUGCUGUUUAUAUUACAUUUUCCUAGGUGUGUGCGUGCAGGCCACAGCAGCAUGCCCUUGGUGUAGUCAGUGCCGAAGGGGGUCUGUUCCUACUUGAGCCUGCCCACAGGGAUGGUCUCCUCUUUUAAAGCAGGUUGCGUACAACUUUCAGUACACUGAAGGUAAGCUAAACCAUCAACAUCACUGGUGUUUAAGAUGUUAAUUGUACUGGAUCAACUGACCAAUGAGAGUCAGUCGCUUUGUAGCAGAAUUCCCUGCAUGUUUUAUAAAGGAUAUUUUUUUUGUUUUGUUUUCUGGCAUUACAACUGUGGCAUAAUUCCAGCUUCUGUUUGAUCAUCACAUUCAAAGAAAAAAAAAUGGAGGAGUGUGCACUUGAUGGAGAGAGCGCCUUCAGUGUACUGUUUAUAUUACUUUUUAAAAAAAUAUCAACUUGCUACAUAGACUUUAUACCUUUUGUUAAAUACAGUUCACGAUGGCAUAAAACCAGUACUUAAGUCAUUUUCAUUUACUAACAACAAAUGCUGAGCUCUGAUUCCAAAAGUCCUUAUCUCCUCUUGGCCAGAUAGAAAGCACCGUAAUUAAAUUUUUAGCUAUUUGUAUGUCAUUUGAAAAUGUACUGCUUUAUGCUAAAGGUGUUUUCAUUUGUUCAUUGUUUUCAUUAUUUGUGAUCAUGUUGUCUUUCAAUACAGGCAUAAACCUUCCACUCUUGAACAAAGCAGCUGCUUUUUAAAAGCGGUAAUUGCUUCUUUACCUUUUAUUUCUUUUGUAAAUGAAACUUUCUUUAAGAAAUGUGACUUUAAAGUGUUGUCUCUUGCAUAAAAUAGUUGACAUUCACUUAUUGUAAAGUGAAGAUUGUUCUGCUGCAUGUAAAGUGGACCAUGCAGAUUUCUGUAUGUUUUCGGUAUGCAUCAUUAGAUAAUAAAGUCUUUUGUGAACAAGGCAUUGGUAGCCCUUUUUAAAAGAUUUUUGUCUCCAUUGUUGCCGACUCAGGUAAACCAUAAGAAGAAAUCUUUCAUUUUUGAUAAGUCCUUUGAUUAAAACAAUUACUAAAAGAUGUGAUCCCUUGAAAGAACUUUUAGAUUAGUAUUUAUUGGCAAUUCAGUGUAAAUACUGUCCCCAGCCCCUUGCAGAUACUAUCUGCUUUCAUUGUUAGGAAAUUUAUUCCUGUAGGUUAUUGAAUUAGAUGCAGGUUUUAACUAAUGCUUGUGCUGUUUUUCUUACUUUUCCUUUUUGAUGGUGCUGAGAGAGACAAAGGAAGGCAAGUCACAGGCCAUUCAACGCCUACUCCAGGGGGUCUGGUUUGCUGAGACACCAUCUUCACCUUCCUAACAAGGUGCCGUUCAGAUGAAGAUGAUGGCAACCAGAAGACAUGAACAAAGGGUAAGUGGAAAAUCUCUGACAGAAAUUUACAUGACUUGAUGUGAGCUCAAGAAGCUGAACCAGUCUGUGAAAAUUCAAAAUGAUAAAUGUCUUUGCCACUGAAAUUGACAAGCUGUAAUACAGAGCUGUGAAUCAGUGUGAAACAGAAAUGUCCUUUAAUAAAGUUUCAUUUUUUAUUUUUAA